Molecule: messenger RNA, 445 nt
Organism: Cylicocyclus nassatus
Lineage: Eukaryota; Metazoa; Nematoda; Chromadorea; Rhabditida; Strongylidae
Source: the annotation of a GenBank genome assembly
GAAUGCGAGUACUGAUCUUUUCGUUUGUUCUCUCAUCAUGCUACUGCCUUCUUGGAUUCCCGAGGUGGCAGACAGUUGGAGCAAUGGGAUUACUUCUUUGUAACGGUGAACCCGCUGCCGGAGUAUUUAUGGUUUUGUAUGACAAAGGUUACUUUCACAAAACCAAGCUGGCUUACGUCGCAACGGACAAAAAUGGAUUUUUCAAAUUUUCAGGCACUGCUAAAGAGAUAUUCCAAAUUAGUCCAAAACUCCUCAUUUACACUUGGUGCAACCGUAAAAGGGAUGGAUUCAAUUCGAAAAUGAAGGAGGUCUGCAUAGACAUUCCACCAAAGUAUAUAAGCAGAGGAAAAAAAGUAAAGCAAUACUGGGACGUCGAUAUUGAGCUUGGCACAGAGGCCAACUUAUGCUCAAUUUCCGCCGCGCAAUGAAUAAAGACUGUCGUCCG